AUGCCGCCCGAAGGCAUUCGAAUAGUCUGUAUCUCAGACACGCAUAACGCGACCCCGCCAGUCGAGGAAGGCGACAUUCUCCUACACGCCGGUGAUCUCAGCAAUGGCGGUACUCUGCGGGAGCUCCAGAACCAACUCGACUGGAUAGCGUCCUUGCCACACAAGCACAAGGUCGUCGUAGGAGGGAAUCACGACAUGCUGCUCGACCCGGACUUUGUUGCAGCCAGGGGCCUGCGCUUCACGCCCGGCGGCACGGCAGACGAGCUCAACUGGCACGACAUUCACUACCUCUGCAACGAGAGUCUGGAGCUGGAUUUGCCACAGGGUAGAGUGAGGAUCUUUGGAAGCCCAAACACGCCCGCGCCGAGAGGAAUCAAGGCAGCCUUUCAGCACGACCCGGAGCUGGACUUGUGGACGAACCGUGUACCGGACGGAACAGACUUGCUGCUCGUGCACGGGCCACCGAGGGGGUACCUGGAUCAGGGUGGCAAAGGAUGCCCACACCUCUUGCGCGAGAUACAGAGGGUGAAGCCGAAGAUUGUCGUGUUCGGCCACAUCCAUCAAGGAAGAGGAACAAGGGCCGUGUCUUUGUCGGAGCGGCCGCGUGAGCCGGCUCCUCUAAGAGCUGGGUCAGCGCAACGGCGAGACUCACAAGCUUCGCUUAUGGGUGGCCUACGACGACGGCUGUCUCAUGUGUUCAGCUCUCAUCCGGCCCCAUCUCCGCCUCAGCCAACGAAGGAGCCAACGGAACCAGAGCAGGAAGAGGAGAAGGUAACCAUGGUCAACGCCGCGGUGCACUGGUUCCCAGACCCAUACGAAGCUGCGAGACAGGAGACAAAGGAGGGCUACGUAGUAUAUCUAUAG
Molecule: messenger RNA, 864 nt
Organism: Trichosporon asahii var. asahii CBS 2479
Lineage: Eukaryota; Fungi; Basidiomycota; Tremellomycetes; Trichosporonales; Trichosporonaceae
Exons: 1
Coding region: 1-864 (287 amino acids)
Molecular function (GO): hydrolase activity
Source: RefSeq, a predicted model, not a curated record